GACUUCAGAGACCUGACCCCUACGAUGGCAUCCUCAACGUGGAGUGCCCCAGCGCCGCUGGCAACUUCGGCACCAAGGAAGGACUCCUCCAGGGAUGCUCGGCACCGCCAUGGUUCUUCAUGGGGCCCAUCUGAUGGUAGGCACCACUCCCACUCAGCAGUGCCUCAAAAGAAGAAAAAGCCGGACAACCGUUUUCCUCAGGCUAAGCCUCAAGAAGUGCGACCCCAGGCGGGCCGCUCCUUGGCAUCUCCUUCCGGGGCCGUGUCGACUCCUGUCCAGGUGAAGUUGUUGAGUGCAGCCCCACCUCGAUCACCAGUGCCUACGCAGCAACUUAAGCUCCCAUCCACACCGAAAGCGUACCAUGCUGCUAGAGAUUUCCUCCACCUGACAGCACUGUUCUCGCCUGCCAGGGGGGAAUCCUCAGUGCUAGCGGAGCCCUGUCCUCCGGUGCAUUCUAAGGAAAAGCCGGCUAUGUUGAGGCAUUCCCCUUCGCCUUGUCUGUUGGUGCCUACAUGGUCCAACAGAGAGCCUUCCCGCUCCCUGAGCUCUCAAUGUUCGAGGCACAGAGGAUCAGCUCCUCGAUGGUCUAUAGUGUCUGAGACUUCAGAGUCGGAGCCUGACUCCUAUCGCUCGAGUAGGAGCAGAAGCCGUAGAGCAAGGUCGGGCAGAGACAGAAGGGAGCAGCAGGCGUGGCCUCCGCAGUGGCAGAACCCGCUUCAGUGGCCCUUCUGGACUCCUUGGGCUUAUCACCAGGGCCCACGCUCAGUGACGUCUUCAGUGGCCUCUGUCACUUUCGUGCCACCUUCCGCAGUGCAUCCGUCCCCGGCGCCUACGGUCCCGACGCCUUUGCCUCCGGCACCGUCAUCGACUCAGGCACUGUGCUCAGCUCCGACUUUGGCACCAGCCUUCACUACCUCGAUGCAGGCACGUACGGCCCCAGUGCUGAUGUCGGCACCAGGCCCCCCAACCCCAGCGGUUCCUUUGAAUGUGCCAAAGCAGCUCCCUCUGGAGACACUGAUGCCGACGUUGGCUGCGGUGCCUACGGUCCCAGCACCGUCAUUGGCACCAUCUCCUCCAACGCGGCCCAGGAGUCACGUGAUCCAUCCAAGGCAGAUGGUAGGGAGCUUCCACUACCAGCACACGCUUCCUCCCGCUCAUUGCCAGAUGAGCCAUUGGCAGGGACGACCAUAGCUCCUGCAUUAGCAGAUAACAGAGUCCUAUAGCAGUUGCUAUGCAAGGCUGCCCAAGCUCUGGGCAUCAAGGCUGAGGAGGUCAUAGAGGACAUAGAUCCCAUGGUGGACAUCCUAGCACCCGUGGGGUCUUCACACGUUACCCCUUAUGAAGAUGGUGGUGGACACCACCAAGACCUUACAGCAGACACCGGCAUCCCUGCCACCCACUGCCAAACGUAAUGAGUGGCAGUAUUUCGUCUCCUUCAGAGGCUUUGAUCAUCUCAUCCACUUCCGGACUCGCUGGUCAUUGACACGGCUAACCAGCAGGAGAGACGAGGUUUUCAAGGUCCUUCCCCAAAGGAUAGGGAUGCUAAACACUUAGACCUCAUGGGUAGAAAAAUCUACUCCACUGGUGGUUUGCAACUCCCGUAUUGCUAACCAGCAGGCCAUUGUGAGCAGGUGCUCUUAUAACACCUGUGUUUAAGUGGCGAAGUUCACGAAGCUUGUCCCUUCAGACUCUCUAUCAGAGUUCACCACCUUGGUGGAAAAAGGGAAAUCAGUUUCCCAUGCUUCAUUGCAGAUAGCUUUAGACGCUGUGGAUGGUGCCAUAAGAGUCAUGGAGACGGCUGGCUAUGUGGCGGGGGGGGCUAGUUGCAAGUCUCAGGGUUACCCUACAAAGUCCAACAAACAAUUCAGGACCUCCCAUUUGAGGGUGAGAUUCUGUUUUCAGAGAAGAUGGACAAAUGGCUCCGCAGCCUAAAAGAUUCCUAAGCCACCCUCAGAUCCUUGGGCUUGCAUAUCCCUGCUGCAUAGCAGAGACACUUCUGCCCAAAACCUCCUCAAAGGUUCCAGCAGCAGAACCACCAGGACAAUUCUAGGAGGAGGAAACGGAGUGGUAGGAGAAGGCAACAUCCCUCUGCUAAUCAAGACCAGUCCAAACUGUCCUCUGGCCCUAAACCAGCCUUUUGAGGGCGCAGUCAAGGACGGCGCGCCAGACCAAAGACUGGAUCUACCCCGCCUUACCUUUUCCUCCCGACUGUCCCCUUUCUACCAUGCAUGGUCCCAUAUAACUUUGGACCGUUCGGUGCUUCGCACGGUAGAGAAGGGAUACUCUGUCCAAUUCUGUGCCCUCCUGUUCUUCCACCCCCCUUCCCUGUCCCUCUUCAGGGACCCUUCUCAUGAGCAACUUCUGAUUCAGAAGGAGGUUCCAC
This is a messenger RNA of Chelonoidis abingdonii (Abingdon island giant tortoise), 2383 nucleotides long. The record is from RefSeq and is a predicted model, not a curated record. NCBI's taxonomy places the organism in Eukaryota, Metazoa, Chordata, Testudines, Testudinidae.